Molecule: messenger RNA, 3604 nt
Organism: Spirometra erinaceieuropaei
Lineage: Eukaryota; Metazoa; Platyhelminthes; Cestoda; Diphyllobothriidea; Diphyllobothriidae
Source: the annotation of a GenBank genome assembly
AUGUCAUCCAAGUUUGCGCCGUCUAAAGGUGAUUGGGUAUGCAGCGAUUCGCGGUAAGACACUCCAUAAAAGAAGUGCUUACUCCUUAGCUGUGGCAAUUUAAACUUCGCGAGACGUGAUAAAUGUAAUAAAUGUGGAAAGGGGAGGAAGAAUUGGAAUGACCGCGAGCAACGUGAGAUAGGAAAAGAUCUGGCGGAGAAAAGCAAGGGUUUGUUUAGCCCCGACGAUUGGCAAUGUAAAGGGUAAAUUUUAUAAUUCACAGUCCCUGCUUGCAUUCGUGCCCCCCUCCUAAGCAUAAUUUUAUCUAUGCAUAAAUUGCCUGCCUUGAAAUUUCAACAGAAAAGUCGCUCAGACCACAAUAGACUCAUCUUACGACUCAGAGAAGAGGGGACCUCGAUUAAAUUGCAAGAGUAGCAGACAUGGCUAUGAGUGCUCGAAUGUAGAGCAUCGUGCACGGAUUCGCGAUGCCAGCGGUCCGAGCAAGUCCCGCAGCAACCACUAUCCAGAUGUGUGAGUUCCCUGUUUCCAACAGUCUGCCCUAAUUAGGGUUCUUGCGCAUAACCGAUAAAAGUGUGAAUCUCCUACACAUAAAUGGUCUGCCUUUCAACCUCAGCAGAGGACUCGCUGUGUGACUCGGUGACCGAAUAAUUCGCGGGUUUUGACAGCCCAUGGUACGAGCCAACACGGUCCGCCGUUUGGGUCGGUCAUUAAGUAACCCCUUCAUGACAGUCGGUUCGUCCUCUACCCAAGGGUGCAGGUUUGUGAUUGCUUUCAGCAGUCAAGUCUAGUCAAAAAGUAUACUGUUGUCACGAUUAUCCGCUGUGUAUGAGCCUUGAAGAGGUUGCCGAGACAGCAACAAGGGUUGAAAUGAACCCAUUAUGGCUUAUCGACCGUUGUUAUCCAACUUUAUAUCGUCGUGGGUUGGAUGAACCCGAGACUUAUAAGCCGAUGAGAGAUGUCUGAUUCCGGAACCACGAGACAAAACAGACCGUUCACUGUCGCUGGUCUCCCAUGGUAUCUUUUUCUCAUCAACAGUGCUGCAUUACGUCCUGUGAUUCGGACUCUGGUUUUGGCUUACUUUACGUGCUUUUGUCUACCUUUCAUCGGUUAUUUACAUUGUUGAUACUCCAUAUAGCUGUGGAAACAUAAACUGGGCUCGCCGAUCAACUUGUAACGUCUGCAACUGUCCCAAAGUUAAUACUCAAGGCCAGCGCACCGGCUAUGGUGGAGGUUAUAUGGAACGCGACGAAGUUGUUGAAUAUAGGCGUCGUGACGAUUCUGACGACGAGUAUGACGAGGUAUGUUGUAUGCCACCCAUUGCCUAUUUCAACGGUUUUAUCCACUUAAUAUUCGGACUAGUAGUAAUAAAAUGGCUUUGCCCUCAACGCUUUUAGAAAUAUUUAAUCCACCAUGAGUUACCUACCAAGCUUUACCUGUGUGUCCUACCUAGGUUCUCUGGGCUUUUAGGGUUCGACUGAUGCCAUAAGCGCUGAGCCGUUGCCACAUCACAGUUUUUGCAAUUUUCUGCUUUUCGUAUCUGCGUUAUGUUAAUAUUCAGAAACUGUUGUCAAAGUUAGCCAUGAAAUUUUGGGUCACCGCUGUAUUUUUGAGUAUUUGGUCCCAACCUUAUACGCUGAAACUAUUGACCCGACUUUAAUAUUAAUUCCUAAAUUGUCCCUAAUCGUACUACAGUUCAGGCAGAUUUUCUGAGGUUAUUAGCCACUCCUGUUUCACCACUGUGAGUCUCAAACCAUCUAAGAAAACUUUUCAGUAUGCCCAAACCAACGGUGCAGUAUUUAUGAUUCCCCUAAACUACUAGAAAAACUUGAAGAUCAAUUGCAUUAUGUACAUCCAUUCGGGAUCUGGUUAGCUUUGGUUCCGGUCCGGGUCUUGUUGCAGUUAUAAGGUAAUGCCUGUUGGUUUGUUCCUUACCCUCACAGGCCUGGUAACCCAGACAUUUUUGUCUUUCCCUUCGUUUUAGUUCGGAUUGAAAAAGAAGAAGUAUCGAAAACUCCAAAACGUAAGUACAUACUAUUGCAGUUUCGAUCUCUGGUGUAACCUAGAAAAUACUUGGCACUGAUCUGAUGAAUUGGUUGCGCAUAAGGUCCCAGACCAAAACGGUAUCACGACAUGGGUGAUUUUGCACGCUGUCAAAUGCGGUUCCCGUCAUUGCGACCGUUGUAUUGACGAUGGAGGCCCAACGCUUUGGGCUUACGAACGGAGACUUUAGUCUGCCUCGUGUUCCCGUGAAUCUUUAUAAUCCCACACGGCCUAUGCUCCGCAGUCUGGAGCUGGUUAAACGCACCAUGUCCAAAUAAAGCUUGCACAAACUCAGUACUCGCCAGACUCUCGUGGUUAGCCACCGUAUAAAAGCUCUCCUCCUGUCGUCAUGUGGCGCGACCAUGAUGAAAAUGGGAUGGGUGACUAGGUCGAUGCUGCCGCACUCCCGGCGUCGGCGUUGCCCUGUUUGCAAUGCAUAAACAGCGAUUGGCCGAUCAUAUGAUGUGCUUAUAGUGAUUAGGUAAGGUUUUAAGACUCUGGGGAGUCACGUCUGCUUUGGAGUGUACUGAGCAAAGAUAACCAUAAGUAGGGAUCCAAAGAAUGAUCGGUUAAAAAGGAUGACAGGUCUUACUACUAAACUGUACGAUCCUUCGCCGUUCUCAGUCAUAGCCUCUCCUUGGUUGGUGAGUUUUUACUGUCUCAGUCUGUAGUUCAGUCGUCGAGCUUAUACCCGACUACUUCUACAACAUCCCUUCUCAUCCCAACUGCGUAAACGGAUCGGUGGACUUAGAUUCUUCAUUACCUGUGUCACUGCGCGAAACGGCGGGUUCCAGUCACGUCUACAGGGCAUGUCACCUCUCCCAUCAUUAGUAAUUUUCUUCUCCACUCAUAUGGUGGUCAGUGUAUCUUAAGGACUCAAAAAGCCUUCCAUGGACCCUAAUAGAGCUUGCAGGGUUGUCGUCCAUAAACCCCAUGCGUCUGCUCCCGAUGUUUAGAUGAACACCACAGUCCAUAUUUUACCCUUGAGAACUAACUUUCGAGAUUGUUCUCGCCCGAGUAAUUUUUUAGACGAAUGCCCGCUAGAGCUUUCCAAGUAUUUUGUGCUAGUCCGCGAAAGUGUAUUUCUGUAGUGUACACAUGCUCACAGGUUCGUUCCUCAGCGUCCCUACUUGAAUUGUCGUCAUAAAUUUACCCUUUCUAGCACGAGGAUGAGGAGACGAGCACAGUAACAAAGACAUCUGACCAGAAAUCACCACGACCAUCACGCUCUCCGGAGGAGGCGUCCAAAGAUGUUGGUGAUGGUGAUCAGGGAGAUGAGGAAGAGGAAGAAGAAUCCGGUGACGAGAAUGACCUUGCCAAGUACGAUAUUUGGGGCGAAGACAGCCAGGAUGCCGACGAGGAGAAGGGCGCCAGCGACAAGAAAGCUGAUGCCGAGUCCAGCUCAUCCUCCUCCGGAUCAUCUUCUGAGGAUGAAGGUGACGACAAGAAAUCGAAGAAUGGCAAUUCUUCGUCCUCAUCCUCCUCCUCGUCAGACUCCUCAGACUCAUCCUCAUCGUCCUCAGCUUCCUCCCCUUCGUCUCCGGAAACGGAGACAAAGGUUUGA